Molecule: messenger RNA, 588 nt
Organism: Cololabis saira (Pacific saury)
Lineage: Eukaryota; Metazoa; Chordata; Actinopteri; Beloniformes; Belonidae
Product: major intrinsically disordered NOTCH2-binding receptor 1-like
Exons: 3
Coding region: 1-588 (195 amino acids)
Source: RefSeq, a predicted model, not a curated record
AUGGACGUGUCUGUUCUACCCAACAACAAUCACCCAGAUAAGUUCCUCCAGCUGGACGUCGGCAUGCUGGGAGCGCUCCACUUUGGAGCGCUCAUGUCCAGUCAGAGACGGUGGCAGAACAAGGUCUAUUUACAGAGGAACCAAAUACUGGAGGCUGAAAACCAGCCUGGGCUGUCUCAGGAGGGCAGUCCCGUGACGUUUGCAGACAGAUACCUGCAGAAGCACAUCACCCCCAUCACUCUGAAGUCCAACAUCAAGAAAAACCCGCUGUACGUGGACAUCAUGUCAGCGGAAGCAGCAGAUAACGACAAGUGCAAGCCUUGCUGGACCAUCAGAGACUAUGACACACAAACAAUCCAUGGAAACCUGGCAGACUAUUUCAAGGGAGAAGAGAAGAUGCCUAAAGAUCUGGACUUUUGGCUCGAGGACCUCUACACACCAGGAUUUGACUCUUUACUUAAGAAGAAAGAAGCAGAACACAGAAGGAAAAAAGUUUGCAGGAUUCUCUCCUCCGUCAUUUUUCUUGUUUGUGGAGUUCUUAUUAUCAUCAUUGUGCCCGUUGUGUUUGUGAACAAAAGUAACUGGUGA